UCGAACGUCAUUUCAGUUCUGUACGUGGAAGAAUGCAGUCGUAUUUUUCAUUCGCUGUUGAAAGCUAAUCCAAUUUUUUUGAUCUUGAUAAAAUGCUAUGAGAAAUGUAAUUCGAUGAUCAAAAGGCCGUAUAUUCAAGUGAUUAUAAUUAGAAACGGAGAGCAUCCUGUUUAUGAGGCACCAGUAAGCAGAAAUUAACGGAAAGAAACGAGUCGCAAACAUCAGCACAAUAUACACAAUAUAUACCGUACUGAUACGUACUGUAAGGUUUAUGCAUAAAGUGGUAUUUCUACGGUAAAGUGUGAACCCAAAAAAAAAACUCCUGCAAAUAUGAGUGAACACGAAGAUUUGGAAGAUGGAGAGAUUGAGGAUGAUGAUGAGGAAGUCGUCAUCGUACCGGAACCACAAGAAGUGGAGGCACCUUUGUUGAACCCCGUUGUUGCCCCCAAACAGCAGGAGGACGUUUGGGACGAUGAAAGUAAUGCUCAAGAAGUUACUGAAAAUAAGAUACAGAAUGUCAAGAACAUAAAUGAUGCCAAAGCCCGGCUAAUCGAUGAAGUGGCGCCACCGAAAAACUCCAAAAGAAGCAAACCCGCUCCUGUUGUAGAUGAUUGGGCAACAAGCGUUGAAGCUGCGAUUGCCAAUGCACUCAAGAAAGACGGUGUUCAACCUCCGAUGCCCGCCAUAAGUCACCGGCAUGAAGAUAACGAGAAUGAUCGGCCCUCCAAAAGGAAGCGGAGAGAAAGGAAUCGGAAGCGAUCCGGCUCCGAAAAGCAGGGAGAUCAAGAAGAAAUGGACCUGGAGUACGAGAUGAUGAACGUACGAGGGGGUAGCCCUCAACCGGCGGCAAUGGGUGGUGCCAGAGGAAGCGACUACCCGGAUCGGAGCGAUUCGGAGGACAGUUACUCGUCGGAUGAUUCUCGCGACCGGGGAAGAGAUCGGGACCGGGAACGGCGGGACCGUGACCGAGAACGGGAUCGCGAAUACAACCGACGCAGGCGUAAGAACCGGCAGCGAAACCGGGUAAACCGCGACAAUAGGAAACGCAAACGGGACGAUUCCGAUGAUGACAAGCACCAUCGGAACAGCGGCCCCCGUAAGAUGGAGUUGUGUAAGUUUUACCUUAUGGAUUGUUGCGCCAAACGGGAAAAGUGUCUCUACAUGCACUCUGACUUCCCCUGCAAGUACUACUACCUGGGUCUGAAGUGCAAGGAGAAGGAAAAAUGCUUGUUCAGUCACGGCGAGCCGCUAUCGGACGAGCUGAGGGCCAUCCUGACGAAGCACCUGGAGACGGCUCCCCAGGAGAUCCUGGGCGACUUUCCCCGUAUCGGGCGAGAGAGCGCUGCGAACAUGAUGAACGCCACGCAUCGUAAGCUGUUGGAGAAAUACGGAAUGACUGGUAAGGCUGCUGGUGGCGACGGAGAAGCCGAGGACGGUAAGGUUCCUUCUUUGUUGGAUGUGGGGGGACAGGGUAACAAAAACCGUCGAUCGAGAUGGCAGGGUGGGUCCGGUUUUAUGGCCGGAAGUAGUGGAAAACCGCCAGGAAAUGCCGCGGGUGAGGAGUUCUUAAGCUUGAAGUAUUUAUCUGGAGUUAUAUCCCAAGAGCAGAUUGAAAAUUUGGAACGAAUGGGCAUUCAUGAUCUGAAUCAGAUCAUGACACUCACAGUGGCUCAGUUGAAUGAGCUCGGGUUGAGCGUCACUCAAAUCCAUGAGCUUCAACUGAAUGCACUGAAUAUGCAAAAACUACGGGACAAUAUUGCCAAGCAGAAUGCUCAGGAAGACGAGCAGGAAUUCUGUGAGUCAACGUCAGCCGUAUCGUUGACCAGCAGUAAGGAUCUUGAUAUGCGAAUAACUCCAUCUCACACCACUCUGCCAAAAGAAACGGAAAGUAUGCCUUCCUUAGGUGGACAGGACGUUGACAUGCGGCUUCUUCCAAUGAUGAACACCAGUCAACAGGAAGCGGACAAUUCCGGUAGUUCCCAUGGAGACCUGGUAGCCACGUCUCUGACUAGUUUGAUCAAAACUCCCACGGUUGAUUAUUCGCAAUAUCUGAAGGACUCCAAUCUGAACGACGAUGACGAUUGGGACGCUGCCGAAAAUGCGAGCAAUCUUUUGAUUGCAAACGACGAUGAUGACGAUGACGAAGAAAACAACCUUAAAAUCAGUAUCGAAGAAGACGAGCAGGAAGAGAACGGAAAGUAUAGCAAUAACAGUGAUCAGGAGAACGAAGCUGCUCCUGCAAGUUUGCAACCCGCAGUAUUCGAUACCAAAAUCAUAAGUCGUCCAUCGACUACCCAAAAGAUUGAUUAUACCAAGUCCUUUGGGAUGUACAAAUCUCCUGACUACGAGGCCGAGAAACCCAGUGACUCUUGCAUAUUGGACGGUUUCGGAAGCGACCCCGAAGCGCCAUUAAAAAAGAAGCCUGACCUACUCAAUCGAAAGUCGAUGUACAGCAACAUAGCUUUACCCGAGAGCAGCGGCGAUAGUUCUCCUUCAUCCCACAAGCAGGCCGACUCAACCCUAGGAUGGACGCCUACUUCCGGCAACAGUACCAGCACUUCCAGCUCCGCCCCUGCCAACGCCAAAUCGAGUGCUUCUGCAAGCAGUAAACCUUCCCGACCGUCGAUCUACGAUGAUCCGUACGGAAGCGACAACAACAGUGAUGACAGUGAUUCCAGGUCGAAGCCAUCCUCGUUCACAGCCGACCGGGACAAAGAUAUGAGACUGAACUUCCUCAAUUUGGACGCCAAAAUGGGCGAGGAUGGAGCUUCCGAUAUUGAUCUUCGGCUGCCGUUCAAGCCCAUCAUGACCAACUAUAUCCCGGCGACGGAGAUCGAUGCGUCCAUCACCUCCCAUGCUCCCAUCGUCUACAAGGUUCAUGAAGUUGACGUCCCGAACCCCAACUAUAAAGAUAUCCGAAGAAACACGCCCAGACCGGACCGAACAAAGGAUCCCCGGUUGCGAAGAAUAUUCGGAAUGUCCAACGAAGACGAUAACGAGAAUGGUCCCAAAUCGGACCUUCUGCUGCUCGGAAUAAGAUCUCCAAAGUCAUCGUCUUCAGCAUCCGGUCAGGGCCCUGUAGCACCUCGGGUGGACCCCAGAACGAAGCGAAUGCAAGAAACCAAAAUCCAAAGUCCAGUCCAUGAUGGAGGCGUUGCGCCAAACGCUCCCGGUUCAAAUCCUGCUCAACUAGAUGUUCAGACCAUUCUGCAACGAUCCAACUGGUACCUGGAUCUCAGUUCUAAGCAUAAGAUCAUGGUGAAUCAGCAGCUUGCGAUUCUCACUACCGAGAUGAAGAAAUUUCACAACUCGGACAAGUCUCCGGAUAAACUGGCCGAUUUUAUGCACCAGUUGGCCAACAACCAAAUGCUACAGUUCAUUCUAACGAACUUGAAUGUCUACAUGGACGACUCAGUAGCGUUUGCCGAAGUUCCUUUGGUUCCUUCUCAACCCCCGCCCAUGAUAAAUGUGCCACCUCCCAAUCUUGGUAUGGUUCCCAUGGGUCACAUGGGCCCAGUGAACAUCCCUCCACCCAUGCAAAAGCCUCCAUCGCUGUUCGAUCUUCCCAGAUUCAACUGUCCGCCGGAGGUCCGGCCAGGUCUGCUGGGUGUAGCUCCGAACAUGCCUUUCGAGCAGUUCCUAGCGAUGGGACAAAUCAGCAAACCCAAUCCACCUCCCCUGUUGGAUGAAUGGGUGGAUGACUACAAUGACGGAGGUGGCGGAUUCGUCCCAAAUUACGAACGGAAUAAUCCCAACAACUUUGGCGGCGGCGGUAACAUGCGAGGCAACAUGCGACACAACAACCGAGGAGGCAACUUCCGGAACAAUGAUCGGUGGAAUAAUCAAGGAGGUGCCAAUCGCCGGAACAAUAACAAUCAUCGUCGGAUGGACAAAAAGAAGUAAUUGGAAUACUUUCCCAAUCGUCGGUUGAAUCCAAGUUUUGUUGGAUUUUGUUUUUUUAGGUAAACGGUAUACAAUAAUCAAUACGGGUCGUAUUGGUGUCACAGUAGGCCGUUGGCAUGCGUUAUAUCUUCCCUAGGUGUAGCUUUGAACUCGCCCACAUUCAGUGUGUGAGUAAUCUAAGCAAGCUGCCGACGAGCUUCCAUUCCUGACUCCCCUUUUAAAGUUUGUGUUGUUUUUUUUUUUAUGUGAUAAGAAAGCCGCUUUGUAAAUAUAGACUUCUGCUAAAAUUGCGCGAGUUGUGUGGCUCAGCCAUCAUAAUUGAUACUUUACCGUACCCAGAAAUGGAAAUUACUCAUUUUUUCGAACGUAAAUGUAAAUGAAUAAAAUUUAUCAUGAAAUCUUAUUAUAAGGCAUUACAAUCCCAAUGAGUAUAGUGUAGAUUCGAAAUAUGUGCCGCCUUGCACACAUGCUUCGGUCCUUAGUAGUAUAGCAGAAGGCUUGACUGAGAAUAAAAGAAAAAAUAUUUAAAUAAAGUUUUAAGCAAAUGAACAAUGCUUAGACCACUGUCCGACAUUAUUUGGCGAUACCGCGCUGAAUCGAACGUGUUUCAGUUUAAACGUAACAGUAAGAAGUAUUGUAACUUGUAGCAAAAUGAAGAGAUUAUUCUUAAAUUCAAAAAUUAUGUCCAAAUGUUUACAAGAAACGUG
Molecule: messenger RNA, 4610 nt
Organism: Aedes albopictus (Asian tiger mosquito)
Lineage: Eukaryota; Metazoa; Arthropoda; Insecta; Diptera; Culicidae
Product: protein suppressor of sable
Exons: 6
Coding region: 331-3903 (1190 amino acids)
Biological process (GO): negative regulation of DNA-templated transcription
Cellular component (GO): nucleus
Molecular function (GO): RNA binding; metal ion binding
Source: RefSeq, a predicted model, not a curated record